AUGGCUUCCAUUGAGAUUGAAGAAAGCACAUUGGCGAAUCAGACGACUCAAUAUGUCUACCUCUGUAGGGACCCGGCGCCAGCAUUAGCAAUCCCUCCUGGCAAGGAUUUGCUGAAUUAUACGGCAAAGCUUGAGCAUAUUUACAUAUACGACCCGGAUACCGACUCUGAGAUUUGCUACACCUUCGGUGGGUCUCUCUCACUGGGGCCUGGCAGCAUUGCGGGCGUGGUUGGCAGUGGGGAACAGAUCUUCCUUCAAUACUGCGUGGGGGAUGACCAGAGCCGAUAUAUGCUCCCACUGCUGAGAACCUCCGGAGGCCACAAGCUGCACCGAGAUGUCACAUCUGAGGUCUUGGGAGACGAUACAAUCCUUGACCGUAUGCUGGAGGAACCGGAAAACAAUGUUUCCAAUCACUUUGCGACGACGAUGUUCGCGAAAGGUGACAAACCGUCCAAAGCCAAGGGCGCAGCUGCCAUCAAACUGGAUCCCAAGGGACUCAGCGGUGAUUUAGAGCACGAGGUCAAGAAAGCCCUCAAAAUGCUCGACUUUGUCGACUCGAUGAUUGGUGUCUAUACCGCCAAUAGACUAAAACAAGAAGGCGACAGGCGAGGUAAGCCGAUCAGUGCCAUUGACGAAACCUCCCUGCACAUGAAAGUGACUGCCGACGCGUACUUUGAUGCGAUCAAUCACAAGCAAUUGGCUGCUGUCAUCAACAAGAAGUCCAUGGCCUCAGCCAAAUUUAGCCAAACUUGCGACCGAGCCGCUGUCCAUCCUGAAUUUAUCAAGCAAUUCGCGCAGGACAUUCAGCAGUUUGACCAGGCGGAAUACGCUAAGCUGGACAAGAUCCUCACGGAGCAAGUGCGCCAGAUCCUGGAUGGGAAUAUCGACAUCAAUGAUUCUGUUAACUUUACCCUUUUAGUCAAGCAACCUCAUAUUCAAAGUGUACCGGGAAUGACCGAGAAAAUUGUGGUGCCGACUCUUAGACUAUUCUAUAUCACGUCCCAUGGAAAAACUUGGACGGAAGUUGUGAAGAACGGGAAAAGCCAGAGCCAAGUGCGGAAGGUUCAGCUCGAUUUUCAGUACAUUCCCCACGUGGGCACGAUAAACAAGGACCUUUUCAAGCAGUUGAAGAAAGUAUACGGGAAGAAGUUGGUCGAGCAAGAGGCGGAUGAUAUGUUCAUCCCGCAAUGGACCGUAUAA
This is a messenger RNA of Aspergillus nomiae NRRL 13137, 1200 nucleotides long. RefSeq lists its product as uncharacterized. The record is from RefSeq and is a predicted model, not a curated record. The transcript has a single exon. Bases 1 to 1200 code for a protein of 399 amino acids. Lineage: Eukaryota; Fungi; Ascomycota; Eurotiomycetes; Eurotiales; Aspergillaceae.